AUGAUGCAGGCCACUUCCAUGAUGGAGGCAGCGACUGGAAAAGGCUACUACAAUAAUGGGGGAAGUCUGAAAAAAGAUAAAUCUUCUAAUCCCAAGAAAGAAAAUUCAUUGUCUUCCAGUAGUUCUAAUGAGUUCAAAUCAACUUUUUCUGCUGAUGAGUGGAAUUCCUUGUCACUAAAGCAAAGAGAUAAGGACAAAGGAAUCAGCAAUAUUGACAACAUGCAUUUAUUACAGUCAUCUUUUGCAGCUAAUCAAGAAACUAAUAUAGAGAGUACUCACUGUCAGUCAAGUGAGUUUGAAGAUGGUAUUGACUAUGCCUUUUUGAAUGAAACAUACUCUAUUCAUUAUUCAGAGUCAAAACUCAAAAAUGAAAAUGUUACUCUUUUAAAUUCAGAUUUCAAUCCUGGAAUACUUAAACGAGAGGAGAACUUUUUUGAUAGUUUGGAACAUCAGGAUAAUAAGACUAUUAGCUUAGAAAGGAUCCUCAAAGUUUCAGAUGCUGACUAUAAAGAAAAUGGUGAAGAUAUGCAAAAGUAUGAUAUAGAUGAAGACUCACAGCAGGAGUAUCACAGUGCAGAGCAAGAGUAUAUAAGUAAGCAUUUAUCUUUUGACCAAGCAAAAGCAUUAAGUUUAUCUGAUCUGGAUGUUGUUGAAUUAACAAAUCCAGGGUAUGGAGUCAGAUGUGUUAGCAAUCUAGAAGAAAGUUGUCAUGUUGAGUUUGGGAGUGGUUCUACUACAUCUUUGAAUUCCCUUAAUGCUUUUACACAAGAAUAUUCACCUCAUGUCUCUAAAUUUCAAAAUUCUGUUAUAUUAAAAGAAUACCAUGAACCAGACCUUGGAAGGUAUAAUGAACAAGAGACAGUAUUUGAUGACAUUGUACAAAGAUGCAGUUCUCUUGGGAGCCAAGACUCUCAGUCUAAGAGUGGUUUCUUAAACACUCAAAAAGCACUAAAAACAAAAACUUAUACUAGAAAAGUGAAAUCUCAAGUAUCAGAAAGUAAAGAUUUUUGUGGAAAUACAGCUGCUGAUGACAGAUCAUUACAUCACUUUGGAGACCCUAGCACAUUACCUCAGGACAAAUCUUUUGAGACACUGCAGCCACACAACAAUUGCCAGACAUACUGGAACUCUGUUUUUGAUGAUUCAGUCAUUUCUGCCUGUGGAUAUUCCUAUUAUGAAAGCCUGCAAAGCACUCCUGAGCCAGGCUUGGGUUUUUCUGCUGUCCUACCAAGGAUUACAAUCAAUCAGGCAACCGAAGAGGAUCGUUCUCUUCAUGUUGCUCAUCCUACAAAUAAAAUGUUCUCUCAUGAUAUGAAAGGAACAUGUCCCAAAUCAGUAACAAAUACAGCAAGUUCUGCGAUCACAAUUAAUCAAGCAGUGGAUGUUAGCACUGAUUUUAGGGCUUGUUUCACAACCAGCAGGGCAACAAGCGCAGCUUUUUCUGUAGUAUCUACAUCAAGCAAUACAGAGAUAACCAUGAUGAGUAAAAAGCGGCCUGCCCAGCGUCACUGUGACAGUCAUAGGAGUGUGGGUUGUAACACUGACAGGCUACGCGAUCAUGACUGUGUGGAGACGCAGACACUGCCCUUGGAAGGAUCAGGAAAAUCUCUCUCACCAAAUGGAAGUUUCCUAAAUAAGGAUUCCCAGGAAUUAAAAACAUCUGAUGCCCCAGACAUAAAGAAGCAUCCUGAAAGGGAAUUUCAGCUUUCUAAAGAGAUUGAGAAGAAUUUGCCAUCCACAUGCUGUCAGAAAAUAAUGCAAAGAGCCAUAAAAGCUGAGAUGCACCUUUUAAAUGUUCACUAUGAGAUGUGCCAUCGCCACUGUUGUGAUAUCUACAAACUUGUAAUGGAAAAUAGACCAGGAUUAUAUAGGAAUUUAUCAAGUACUUCUGCUAAGAAGGAAUUGGGAUCAGCACUACUUUCAGUUUGGGGAGACUUAAAAGUUAGAUAUAUGAAUUUGAAAGAAAAACUCCAGCAGGGCAUACAACUGGAAGAGCUGCCCCCACUGUCAGUAGAGUCGAAAUUGUUGUCUACCUUCUCUACUUUUGCUUCCAGGCUAAUGAAAGAAGACUCACAUGACUUUUUAGGAGUGGAUUCCGAACUAGAUAACCAAGGCACACCUGACAGCGAUGUGUCUACAGGUCCAAAACAGGCACACUCAGAAAUGUCUUUAUUACCUGAUAAUAGCCACCCUAAACAAGAUAUAUCACCUAAGAAAGAUGAUUUGGAGAAUGAUGAUAUAAAUGUAGACUUUAGUCAACUGAAACUUGAUGAUAAAGAGUGCAGAAAUUACCAUGAACGAACUGAAGACUGGUUUGAUGCUACAGAAAACCUAACAGGAGUAAACUUCUCAGGAAUACAAGAAAAUCAGAUUGAAAAUGACAGAGAGAAUCUGAAGUUUCCACUAGAAAUGAAGAAUGUUGAACUGCUACAAAGAGAUAAAGGUUUUUUGAUCCAUGUUGGUGGUCUCUGCUCUUCAGUAUCUGAGGCUGAUUUAAGGUCUCAUUUCCAGAAAUACCAAGUUUCUGAAAUUUCAAUUUAUGAUUCUUCUAAUUACAGGUAUGCUUCCCAAAUUCAGGAAGGUAUCAAGAAGAAUUGUAAACAGAUUGAGUCUGCUCACUUACUACCUGAGACACCUGUUCAGUUCAUACCUCCAAAUACACUGAACCUUCGUAGCUUCACCAAGAUCAUGAAGAGACUGACCGAACUGCAUCCAGAAGUCAGCAGAGACCAUAUUAUCGAUGCACUCCAGGAGGUGAGGAUGACUCAUAAAGGUUUCCUCAAUGGCUUAUCUAUUAAUACAAUUGUGGAAAUGACGUCAUCUGUUCUGAAAAACUCUGCUUCUGCUUAG
Molecule: messenger RNA, 2850 nt
Organism: Dipodomys ordii (Ord's kangaroo rat)
Lineage: Eukaryota; Metazoa; Chordata; Mammalia; Rodentia; Heteromyidae
Gene: Rbm44
Product: RNA binding motif protein 44
Exons: 13
Coding region: 1-2850 (949 amino acids)
Source: RefSeq, a predicted model, not a curated record